Messenger RNA from Aaosphaeria arxii CBS 175.79, 843 nucleotides. RefSeq lists its product as uncharacterized. Bases 135 to 608 code for a protein of 157 amino acids. The transcript has a single exon. The record is from RefSeq and is a predicted model, not a curated record. NCBI's taxonomy places the organism in Eukaryota, Fungi, Ascomycota, Dothideomycetes, Pleosporales.
UGGAGAUUAGAGGGUCGGGGUUCUAGAAUGCUUUGGAUGGGCGUGUAUAUGAUUAUACACGCCGACUUGCUCUCCAGCUCUUAUUCAAUGCGAAGUUCAAGGGAGAAGGAGGGGGGGGGAGGAGGUGUCGUCGGAUGAUGAUGGGGUUGGUUUGGUCUUUCACAUGUCGCGUGUGUACUGCGCGCAAUACUAUUCAUGAUUUCCAAUGUCAAUUCAAAGCAGAAACACCAUCAUCUCAAUCACAGGUAAACAAUUCACCAAAAAAAAAGGCAAUAAUUAAUUCCGCCAUCCAUUCCGCCUCUAUUUUCGCAAUCCCAUCUUCGGAUCCCAUACUAUCCUCUAUCUUUCCCUUAGCACGUAACACGUUCCUAUCAUCGGAACCAAACAAUGCCCCCUCUCCCCCAAACACACAACGUGCCGACAGACCGACCGAACACCACACCACACCACGUAUGAAAAUUAAGGGACCCCUUGCCAUAGUUACCACUCCGCGCACGCUCGCUGGCUGGCUCCCUGCAGCGCGAGACCUGCCCGAUGGGGGAGUACGUCGCGCCUGGGCCCCUUGUCCUCAGUGUUUUGGAAUUUGUUGUUGCGUGGUGCGUGUAUAAUUGUGUGGGUGGACGUGCGCGCGCGCGCGCUAUGGGGUGAACUAAUGGUGGUUGUUAGUGGGCGGGCGAAAUGGCGUGGUUUUGUGCUGUUGUUUUGUUUUGCGAUGCCCUACGGUGGUGAGCUAUGGGACUUUUGCUUGUUAGUUGUUGUAAGGUUGUCGCAUGAGAUACUUGAGGUAGAAGAAUCACGUGCAUGGAGAUCAAAAACGAAGUGUAGACAUGAAGGAAAUGCCAU